Cantharellus anzutake is the source of this 2283-nucleotide messenger RNA. RefSeq lists its product as uncharacterized. The record is from RefSeq and is a predicted model, not a curated record. The coding region runs from base 1 to 1863 and encodes 620 amino acids. The transcript is spliced from 14 exons. Lineage: Eukaryota; Fungi; Basidiomycota; Agaricomycetes; Cantharellales; Hydnaceae.
AUGGCCCACGCGUCUAGCGACAGACCAGGCAGUUCGCUCUCCGACUACGAUGACUACGCUUCUUCUGUAGCUUCCAGCGCGUCCACUCAUUCGUUCAACGACGGGGGCCCUCGCUCCAACUUUGGGGGAUUCUCCUUUAUCUUCAAGCACGACAGUAAACACCAUCCGUAUAAUGUCACAGAUGCACCCUAUCCUUUGUGCUACGAUCGUUUCAUUCUCGAUUGUGAUGUCUUCAAUGUCAUCCAGCAGCACUGGGCGACUGGGCGGCUCGGCUACGGUGAUAGACCGGGAUCUAACCCCGUCCGCUUGCUUGAUAUCGGUUGCGUAUGGAUAAUCGAGGCAGCAAAGAGGUGGCCAGAGACGAGCUUCCCGGAUGUUGAAUUGCUUGAUGACCCCAUCGGUUCGCGUAUCUCCUGGGUACUUGGGAAUUUUUUGAAGACACCUUGGCCAUUUGAAAACGGCGAAUUUGAUCAUAUCGUUAUCCGAUUUAUUGCCAAAGGCGUUCCAGAACUGUCGUGGGAUGCUUUCUUUCAGGAAGUGAGCCGGGUUCUCGCACCAAGUGGAAUUGUGGAAUAUGUGGAGGAGGACGUAAUAUUCCCCCGCAUCCCGAGUUUGGAACCGCUUACCUCAGACUCUUCGUCGGAUCGUAGCUCACGUAGUGAUGUCAAAGAUACAGAGUAUGACGAAGACAAUCUUGAAUCUCUCUUUAAGGAGGUUUACUUGGAGAGGAACAUAAGCCUUAUCCCCACAAGGAUAAUUCCGUAUUACCUGAAUAUUUAUUUCCAAUACACCACCAUCCCGGCUCGAAUCUAUGUACCAUUCCCCGACAUCUAUUCAUCCCUUCCUGCUCCCAACCUAUCCCAAUCUUCGAAACAAACGUGCGAUCCAGUACAUCGGAUUCCUGAGGGAGAGUAUUCGUCAGAUCUAAGAGCCUAUCCAGUUACAUCUUCGCAGUUGAGCCCCCCCACAGAUCAAUCAGCUGUCCCUUUGUUCGACGCCACCCCUGGCUAUCCAUCAAAGAGCGAGAGCCAACCCCAGUCAAGGAAGCUAGGCCCUCUGCGGAACAGGGAGGCUGGUGAUGAAGCUGUAAACCACACCGAACGGAAGUCGCUAGAUCCUGUGACGGAUAUGCCAAACAAUCUACAAAAUACACCACCACUGUUCAUGGACUACGGAGAACUUGCAUUUAAUUUAUUCACAUCAGCAAUGGGUGUACUUGCCGUCAGGGAGGCAAUGCUAUCUAGCCUUGGGUCGAAAUCACGCGAUGUCCAAGAGGCGCGUGAAGCGUUCGAGGGAUCACUGGAUAUUUUUGUUGCUCGACUCUCGAAGUCCCUCGCACAUUCACUUGAAUAUCCUUUCUUGGAUGGUGCUUUACGGAGUGUUCUUGGUGACGGAAAACAGGUCUCGGAAAGAGUGGGACCCACUCCGGAGUCAAGAGAUCCCCCUCGUUCCGAUAGCUUUGACAAGGAACUUCUUUCGCAGAUAUCAUCGACGGUCCUCUCAGCUAUCCUGCAGCAAGAAGCUUCGCCGCUAGCCGAUAUUCAUGCACCUGCACCCACCUCUUCUGCCUCAGAAAAGGAGAGGGAGAGAGCUCAUUCAUCCCAGCCAACAUCCCCUAGCAUCUCACCAGAUUACCUCCCUGGGCAGCGCAAUCACUCUUCGAAUGAUACUGUACCUCCGCCAUCCCUCGCGGCAUCAAUGCCAGGACCUUGGAGCAGGGUGAUCGCCGUGUCCCCUCUACCGACAGACAAAGCGUCACGAGUGAUCCGCUUUUUCUUUGCCGAAAAGGCAGCCACCCCGGAUGCCCAACCUGUUCCGGGCCGUUACCAAACAUCUUCUUCGUCUCAACCUCCUGAAUCUUGAUCGGGUUGCACUGGCUGUAUCCCGAACUUAGCCUCCUAACUAUCAUUAUUCGCCGAUCUAGUACGCUUAUCAUAAGUCCCUGUGGCCCAUUAAACCUGCCAUAUUGUUUUUGUGAUGAACUUCUUGUAGCGUUCCAAUUUCCUCUUUCUUUUAGCCACAGAUACAGCAAGUAUAGCGACAAUUCACGUUUCUUCAUUAGCAAGCCUACGCAUUGCCUACUCUCACUCCCCUAAUGAUACCCAUCCAUGGAUACUGCGACAUUGUCUUGAUAUUCAUUCAUCCAUGCCCUAGUCUUUUACUUACCGAGUCUGCAACCCCCUGACAAUGUACUGAGUUGCUGACCUCAUCGGGUAGUCUCUUCCAUUGUAUCUACCCAUCGCUCUCUUGGCCAAACACUAUCUUCUUCGAGUACAUCUAGCU